AUGGCCUUCCGCGUCCCAACCCAACUGCCUCGUCGCAGGACCUCCUACUCGACUCCCCAACCUCCUCCAACCCUCGAGAUCCCUUCAACCUCUGCGGAACAGCCUGACGACGAAACAACCCAAUGGGUGCUGUUCUCCCCGACCGCUCGCACCCAUACGACCUCAACGGAUCACACGCGCACUGCGGGGGGCUCACGGCUGAGCGAUUUUGGCUCCUUCGACACAGCCACACGCUCUGCACCUGGGAACGACGAGCCAGAAAAUGCCCUGGACGAACCACUUGACGAGGAUGGUACCGAACUCGACAGCCUGGACGAUGGUCUGCCGGCCUUUCGGGCCCCCUCGCUGCCCCCGUCUUCCCCCAACCGCUUCGACCAAGGGCCACCGGCGAUGCUUCCAGCCCAUGAUGGGCUGGGCAGUUUCCAGGCAUCCAGCCAGCAGGUCCAGGACCAGCUGUGGCAGCAUGAGAUGCACAAUCCCCAACGAAGGUCACAUGACCAACUACAUCAUCGCCGUCAUUCCAGCGUGCAGCGACAUCUGGACACCGUCGACGAGGGCGAGGCUGAUGUCGAGCGGCAGCGAUGGCAGCGGAUUGAGCAAUGGCGCAUGGAUCAGAGCCGGGCUCUGAUGCAGGAGAUCGAACGUGAGACUCAUCGUCGGCAGAGUAGCCGGACCAGUGGGUCGAGUAUGCGUCGCUCGCAAGGCAGUGUGUCUGAAUCCCCCUCCGCGGUGGUUGCCUCUCCAGGGCUUGUGGCUGAAACCGAUGAGUCGUUCUGGCGGCGCAUCACCCGGAAAGUCAUUCGUGAUCUUAUCGGGAUUGACGAUUCACUACUUUCUGUCAUCUUUGGUGAAUCAUUACCUGAGGAAGACCAGACUCAUGGUGGUGGCAUCCCGGGCCAGACUCGGCAGGAACGGCUGGAUAUGGAGACGGUGCUCGCUUGUGAAACGGGCCCCGAACACGAGGAUCCGCCGCUGUGGCAGAGCCGUGUGCUUCAACGCAUUGCUCACGAGCUGGGAGUGCUGGUACACCAGCUCUGCGACCACCCAGGGGCAUUUACAACGUACCUUAACAUGACGAGGGAUAUCCGCGCUGAAUACGCUGGCAUGCCUCUCAAUCGAUUGGCAGAUAGCACCACCACCCAGACUGCAAGUGAAUCCAUGGCUCCAACUUCAACAAACACCGCGGCCGGCGACUCCAUGCCCUCCCCACACUUCAUGCCCACGCUCCAUGAUCCAAACCGCGAACACGCCGCCGAGUGGGGCAUUGAAGAAGACGACCCCACAACGACCGACCCACUCUCCGAGUCCACACGCGUGCAUCAGGAACAAGAGUACUGGGAGCGUGGUCUCGAUGUCAUGAUGGUCUUCCGAUAUCUUCGAAACCGCUUCAGUCGGCGUGGCUACAUGUCCGACGCGCAUUCAUCCUCCGCAGCCCGUCACCCUUCUCUACAAGACGCGUCCCGCCGCGCUGCUAUCAUCCGCCAGCAUCAUCCGCUCGUCGCUCGCGCACACACUCGGUCUCAGACACAAACCCGUCGCACUCAUCUAUCCGGCGCCGUUGGCGUCUCAUCACCUCUACUGCGGCCACAUCUGCGUAGACCCAGUUCCAGCUGCGCCAGCCAGAGCAAAAUAUCAGCUAUCUCCAGUCGACGGACCUUGACUGGGUCCAGCCGCAAUUACUGGGACAUCGGUGGCAGUGUUGAUAGCGGCAGUGCCAUCGGUGUCGGUGCAGGCUUGGGAGCGUGGGGCGAGGCAUAG
Messenger RNA from Penicillium lagena, 1758 nucleotides. RefSeq lists its product as uncharacterized. The transcript has a single exon. Lineage: Eukaryota; Fungi; Ascomycota; Eurotiomycetes; Eurotiales; Aspergillaceae. The coding region runs from base 1 to 1758 and encodes 585 amino acids. The record is from RefSeq and is a predicted model, not a curated record.